Rana temporaria (common frog) is the source of this 1945-nucleotide messenger RNA. It is a transcript of the gene MRS2, whose product is annotated as magnesium transporter MRS2. Bases 139 to 1422 code for a protein of 427 amino acids. NCBI's taxonomy places the organism in Eukaryota, Metazoa, Chordata, Amphibia, Anura, Ranidae. The transcript is spliced from 11 exons. Gene Ontology annotation, biological process: mitochondrial magnesium ion transmembrane transport. Gene Ontology annotation, molecular function: magnesium ion transmembrane transporter activity. Gene Ontology annotation, cellular component: mitochondrial inner membrane. The record is from RefSeq and is a predicted model, not a curated record.
GCGGAUGGAUGUAAAGUGUGCGCGCGCGGUCCCGGUUGUGUAACACAUGUGGAAUCUAAGUGCCAUGGUGGUGUAAAGUUGGAGUACAGAGGGGUAGACGGGUCAUUGUGAAGUGAGGUGUGAGUGUCCCGGUGCCCCAUGGAUGUAGUCGGGACACUUGUCAGGCUUGUAUCAGCCGGCUGCAGGAGACAUGUGAGCUGUAUAGUGAGACCGAGCAGGACUUCCACCACCAACUCCGGGAACUUCCUGCUUGGCCAAGGACUUCACCCAAGGUGUUCUGUAUGGAUGACCGGACACCGUGUACAGGAGAGGAGAGCUGGUCACAUCUAUAAUGGUUGCCGGUAUACACACUCCGAGACACCUCAGGCCACAUUAUCCAGUGUUGUACCAGUAUUUUCUGUGAUGAAAUUUGACAAGCAUGGAAACAUAUUAUCAUUUGAGAGAAAAAAAACAGAAUUAUACCAAGAAUUGGGUUUACAGGCACGAGAUUUAAGAUUCCAGCAUCUUGUGAGCAUCAGCUCUAGAAAAAACAAGAUCAUUUUAAGAAUGGAGUUCUUAAAAGCUGUCAUAACACCGGAAUAUCUUCUAAUACUGGAUUAUCGGAACCUUCACUUAGAGCAGUGGUUUCUUCGGGAACUUGCUCCUCAACUAGCGGGAGAAGGGCAGCUAGUGACAUACUCCUUACCCUUUGAGUUUAGAGCCUUGGAGGCAAUCCUGCAGUACAGGAUUAGCAAUCUACAAGAGAGACUUCAAUAUCUACAACCUCAUAUUCUGGAAACUUUGGAAGCAUUGGUGGACCCCAAAUUAAUGUCAGUAGAUAGAAGUAAAUUGCAUGUUCUACUCCAGAGUGGAAAAAGUUUAUCAGAGUUAGAAACAGAUAUCAAAGUUUUUAAAGAAGCAAUUUUAGAAAUCUUGAAUGAAGAUGAACUUAUUGAAGAGCUGUGCUUGACGAAGCCAGAUAGUCUUCAGCCCCCUGUAGAAGGUACUUCCAAGAUUGAUCAUGCUGAAGAGAUGGAACUGCUUCUGGAGAAUUACUACAGACAAGCAGAAGACUUGGCUAAUGUGGCCAGAGAGCUACGUGUACUAAUGGAUGACUCAGAAAGUGUCAUUUUCCUUCACCUGGAUAGCCACCGAAAUGUAAUGAUGAGACUGAACUUACAACUUACCAUGGGUACCUUCUCCAUCUCACUGUUUGGUCUUAUUGGAGUGGCCUUUGGAAUGAAUUUGGAAUCUACCUUUGAAGAUGAUCCUCAGGUCUUUUGGUUUGUUACAGGAGUAAUGUUCCUAGGAAGUGGUCUAAUAUGGAGGCGUUUGCUCUCUUUUCUUGGAAGGCAUUUAGAACCAUCAAAGCCUCCCUCGAUCUUGAAGAGGACAUUUCCUUUCAAUGGAAGAGUAGACACACCAAAUAAUCCUAAAAUGUGACCUUUCCUAUCCCAUGGACUACUAAGCAGAGUUACUGUUACAGUGGUAAAUCCCUGCCACCGAACAGAAAGUGGCAAGUUCAGGUCCGUGCUGGCCACAAGGACAUUUUAAUCCAGAUUGGUGGAGUAUCUUCCACCUCUGAUUCUGUGCACCUCUCCAGAGUAGACAAACGCCUGAAGAAAAGCAGUUUAUGUGGACUUUAUUCACUUGCACUUUGUAGCAUUUUGUGAGUAAAUAUAGAGGAAUUAUUUUUUAUAUGGUAUUUGACUUGUCAUAUGUGUAAUACUAAUAUUAAUCAUCCUCUUCAUGACUAGAGACAUACAUGAACUAGUAAUACAGACCUCACUGGUAUUUCUCACUGUAAAGUGUACAUUUUAGAUUUUCUACUGUACUGCCAUGGUAGUGGUACUUGAACGAAUCCUACAAGACCUUGAUAGUAUAUUGCUGUAUCUCAUAAUAUGUAUAGGUCUAUACUAUACUGCCAUUAUGCGUUAAUAAAUCAUAAUACACACUUUUUCCCAAU